Molecule: messenger RNA, 1110 nt
Organism: Closterium sp. Naga37s-1
Lineage: Eukaryota; Viridiplantae; Streptophyta; Zygnematophyceae; Desmidiales; Closteriaceae
Source: the annotation of a GenBank genome assembly
AUGGCUUGCGUCGGUGCUGAAAACGCCUGCGUGGACGUCGACGCUCUGUUCGCGAGCUGCUGGGAGCAGAACGACUCCCUCACUCGCUUCGUCUGCAGCAUGAUUGCAGCUCCACGCCUGGCCGUCUCAAGUUGGAUCAGGCCGUGCGAGAAAGCAGCAGUGGAGGUGCAGUCGGUUCUCGCUCUCCCUGUUGUCGCUCUUCUGGAAGAAACUAAGUCAACGGAGGCAGAGGCAGAAACCGUCAACCAUCCCACUGAAGCUUGCAAGGCGGAUGCUGCAGCUGUGACUGCUGCCGUUUUGAUUGAGGCUGAAAAAGCUGAGCAAGCUAAGAAACCGGCGGAAUUGAAAAAGAAAGUGACUUCGUUCCUGGAGCUGCUUGCUCAGGAAGACUUUGUUGCCUCUCCUACGGUUAAGGCUGUUGCUUCCUCAUCCAAGGUUGCGGCCUGGUUGGGUGUGGAAGCUGGAUCAGAGCAGGGUGGGAAGGGGGGAGCAGAGGCGAGCAGCGGGUGGUGCAGCUUGAGUCGCAGUGAGAGCAGCUGCAGCAGCCGCAGUGCGUGUCUCAUCCACCUCUCCUCGGACUCCUCCUCCUCGUCCUCCUCCUCUGCUAACAGCCUCUGCAGCAGCCCCACUGGCUUGACGGAAAUAACUGGUGUGAAGAGGGGGAUUGGCCGAGGCGUUUCCAGCAUUGGGAAAGGAUGCUCUCUGUCCACUCCCUACCAUUUCACUGAUCUCUUGGCAGCUGAGGAAGAAUCAGUGAAGAGUGGGAUCGGUAUGGGCUUUUUCUGCAGUGGGAAGGACUGGAGCAUGGAGGUGAAGGGGUUUGGGAACGCGGAGCAAGGACAGACUGUCUUGAAUCUUCUGUAUGGGUAUGAUGAUGAGGAGGAAGAAGAGGAUGGCAGCAGCAGAGAAAGGUGCAAGAUCUCUGGGACCGGAACAAUGUGUUACAUGAAUCAGCUGUAUAUGGAUGAGGAAGAGGAUGAGGAGGGGAAGGCAUUGGCGGCAUCAGGCAUCUCUGUGGGCAUCGGCAGGUUUGGAGCCAGGCGGAGAAUCACUGGCUCUAGCAGCCGGGUCACUCUCCGGGGGAUCAGUGGUGCGCUGAGACAGUUCUAG